AUGGGUUGCACGUUUGCCAAAGUUCCCAAAGAUGGCAAAUCGAUGCAGGAUCUCAACCACACCACGACCACGGAGCCCCCUCAGGAUCCCAGAAUCCCGUUAACUGUGCGCCAGAAAUUCAGCAUCUCCAAAUCUUGGAAGGCCAUUGCAAGAGCUAUGGAGCAGACGGGGGUUAUCAUGUUUAUAAAAUUGUUCGAAGAUAAUGAAGAUAUUUUGCAUCUUUUCGAGAGCUUCAAGCAUUUAAAAUCCAGGGAAGAGCGGGAAGAGAGUGAAGAGCUAAGAGAGCACGCGACAAAAGUCAUGGAGACACUAGACGAAAGCAUCAUGUCCUUGGACAAUGUUGACCACUGUAUUGACUACUUGCACAACAUCGGAAGAACACAUAGGAAAAUUAAAGGAUUCAAAAGUGAAUAUUUUUGGAAAAUGGAAGAACCUUUCUUGGCUGCCGUAAAAGAAGUUCUCGAAGACAGAUAUACGGAAAACAUGGAAAGUAUCUACAAAACUACGAUCCACUUUAUUCUGCAAACCGUAGUAGAAGGCUUCGAUGGGACUCAAAAGCAGAACAGUGUGUGA
Messenger RNA from Uloborus diversus, 573 nucleotides. Its product is annotated as neuroglobin-like. Gene Ontology annotation, molecular function: oxygen binding; heme binding. The record is from RefSeq and is a predicted model, not a curated record. Lineage: Eukaryota; Metazoa; Arthropoda; Arachnida; Araneae; Uloboridae. The transcript is spliced from 3 exons. The coding region runs from base 1 to 573 and encodes 190 amino acids.